GAAAUAGAACGGCAGGGUCGAGAACUGAAGACAAAGAUUUCAGCAAUGAAAGAAGAGAAAGAACAACUUAGUGCUGAAAGACAGGAGCAGAUUAAACAGAGGACUAAACUAGAGCUGAAGGCUAAAGAUCUGCAGGAUGAAUUAGCUGGCAACAGUGAACAAAGGAAAAGACUGUUGAAAGAGAGGCAAAAGCUUCUUGAGAAGAUUGAGGAGAAGCAGAAAGAAUUAGCAGAAACGGAGCCGAAAUUCAACAGUGUAAAAGAAAAAGAAGAGAGGGGAAUUGCUAGACUUGCACAGGCUACGCAGGAAAGAACAGAUCUUUAUGCAAAACAAGGUCGAGGAAGCCAGUUUACCUCCAAAGAAGAAAGAGAUAAGUGGAUAAAGAAAGAACUGAAGUCUUUAGAUCAAGCCAUCAAUGACAAGAAGCGGCAGAUAGCAGCUAUACACAAGGAUUUAGAGGAUACAGAGGCAAACAAGGAGAAAAACUUGGAACAGUACAGUAAACUGGACCAGGAUCUUAAUGAAGUGAAGGCUCGGGUUGAAGAACUGGACAGAAAAUACUACGAAGUGAAAAAUAAAAAGGAUGAACUACAGAGCGAAAGAAACUAUCUAUGGAGAGAAGAGAAUGCAGAACAACAAGCUCUUGCUGCAAAGCGGGAGGAUUUGGAAAAGAAGCAACAACUUCUCAGAGCAGCAACAGGAAAGGCCAUUUUGAAUGGUAUAGACAGCAUAAACAAAGUCUUGGAGCACUUCCGUCGGAAAGGCAUAAACCAGCAUGUUCUAAAUGGCUAUCACGGCAUUGUGAUGAACAACUUUGAAUGCGAACCAGCUUUCUACACCUGUGUUGAAGUUACUGCAGGGAACAGGUUGUUUUAUCACAUUGUGGAUUCUGAUGAGGUCAGUACAAAAAUCCUAAUGGAAUUUAACAAAAUGAACCUUCCUGGAGAAGUCACUUUCCUCCCUCUGAACAAGCUGGAUGUUAGAGAUACUGCUUAUCCUGAGACUAAUGAUGCUAUUCCUAUGAUCAGUAAACUGAGAUACAAUCCAAGAUUUGACAAAGCUUUCAAACAUGUUUUUGGAAAGACUCUAAUUUGUCGUAGCAUGGAAGUGUCUACCCAGCUAGCCAGAGCUUUCACUAUGGAUUGUAUUACUCUGGAAGGUGACCAAGUCAGCCAUCGUGGUGCUUUGACUGGAGGUUAUUACGACACAAGGAAGUCUCGGCUUGAAUUGCAAAAAGAUGUUAGGAAGGCAGAAGAAGAACUUGGUGAACUCGAAGCAAAACUCAAUGAAAACUUGCGCAGAAACAUUGAAAAUAUCCUUUUGUUCUUGGGGAAAGUAUGGAUUAAUAAUGAGAUUGACCAGCUAAUGAACCAGAUGCAGCAAAUUGAGACACAGCAGAGAAAGUUCAAAGCCUCUCGAGACAGUAUUUUGUCAGAGAUGAAAAUGCUGAAGGAGAAAAGGCAGCAGUCUGAAAAGACAUUUAUGCCUAAGCAACGCAGUUUGCAGAGCUUGGAGGCAAGUUUACAUGCUAUGGAGUCAACCAGAGAAUCAUUAAAAGCAGAACUGGGGACUGAUUUGUUGUCUCAGCUCAGUCUUGACGAUCAGAAACGUGUGGAUGCUCUUAAUGAUGAAAUUCGACAACUACAGCAAGAAAACAGACAGCUUUUGAAUGAGAGGAUUAAACUAGAAGGCAUUAUUACAAGAGUUGAAACAUACCUCAAUGAGAAUCUGAGAAAACGCUUAGACCAAGUGGAACAGGAACUGAAUGAGCUUCGAGAAACAGAAGGUGGCACAGUUCUUACUGCCACAACAUCGGAACUUGAGGCUAUCAACAAACGAGUGAAGGACACACUGGCACGGUCAGAUGAUCUGGAUAAUUCUAUUGACAAAACAGAAGCAGGAAUUAAAGAGCUUCAGAAGAGCAUGGAACGAUGGAAGAACAUGGAGAAGGAGCAUAUGGAUGCUAUUAACCACGAUACAAAAGAACUUGAAAAAAUGACUAACAGGCAAGGCAUGCUCCUCAAGAAGAAAGAGGAAUGCAUGAAGAAAAUCCGAGAGCUGGGUUCACUUCCACAGGAGGCUUUUGAAAAGUAUCAGACUUUAAGUUUAAAGCAGUUAUUCCGCAAACUGGAGCAGUGCAAUACGGAACUGAAGAAAUACAGUCAUGUUAAUAAAAAAGCUUUAGAUCAGUUUGUGAAUUUCUCAGAGCAGAAGGAAAAGUUGAUAAAAAGACAAGAGGAACUGGACAGAGGCUACAAAUCCAUCAUGGAGCUGAUGAAUGUCCUUGAGCUCAGGAAAUAUGAGGCUAUUCAGCUGACCUUCAAACAGGUGUCAAAAAAUUUCAGUGAAGUAUUCCAGAAGUUAGUCCCUGGUGGCAAGGCCACAUUAGUGAUGAAGAAAGGAGAUGUGGAGGGCAGUCAGUCCCAGGAUGAAGGUGAAGGCAGCACUGAGAGUGAAAGGGGAUCUGGAUCUCAGAGCAGUGUUCCAUCUGUAGACCAGUUCACUGGAGUUGGCAUAAGGGUAUCGUUUACAGGGAAGCAGGGUGAAAUGAGAGAAAUGCAGCAACUUUCAGGGGGACAGAAAUCCUUAGUGGCCCUAGCCCUGAUAUUUGCUAUCCAGAAAUGUGAUCCAGCUCCAUUUUACUUGUUUGAUGAAAUCGACCAAGCCUUGGAUGCUCAGCACAGAAAAGCUGUUUCAGAUAUGAUUAUGGAACUUGCUGAACAUGCCCAGUUUAUUACAACAACUUUUAGGCCUGAACUGCUUGAGUCAGCUGACAAGUUCUAUGGUGUAAAAUUCAGAAACAAGGUAAACAAUAUGUUCUAG
Antrostomus carolinensis (chuck-will's-widow) is the source of this 2823-nucleotide messenger RNA. It is a transcript of the gene SMC3, whose product is annotated as structural maintenance of chromosomes 3. Gene Ontology annotation, biological process: chromosome organization. Gene Ontology annotation, cellular component: chromosome. The record is from RefSeq and is a predicted model, not a curated record. The transcript is spliced from 18 exons. The annotation marks the transcript as partial. NCBI's taxonomy places the organism in Eukaryota, Metazoa, Chordata, Aves, Caprimulgiformes, Caprimulgidae. Gene Ontology annotation, molecular function: ATP binding; protein binding.